Messenger RNA from Cucurbita maxima (winter squash), 931 nucleotides. RefSeq lists its product as uncharacterized. NCBI's taxonomy places the organism in Eukaryota, Viridiplantae, Streptophyta, Magnoliopsida, Cucurbitales, Cucurbitaceae. The transcript is spliced from 7 exons. Bases 95 to 562 code for a protein of 155 amino acids. The record is from RefSeq and is a predicted model, not a curated record.
UUGUCUGCUCCAGUCAUUACUCAAAACCUAAGACUAAACCAGAGAAUUUGUUGCGGAACCAAACGAAAAUCUCCCGAGCGAGUUUCAAUUCACUAUGGGUACUAGAGAGGUCUACGAACAGAAGCUAAGAAGGGGCAAUCUCUACCAUGAACCCACCAUGAAUCCAGGCCUCGGAUCCCCUCGUUGUCCUCGCUGUUUCUCUCUUCUUAAACCCGAUCCUGAUACAAGUGAAUGGGCCAUAAAUCCUGUUCUCCAUAGUACCACCGCAGUGGCAGGAUCAGGUCUUGGAGGGUUGCUUAGUGCAGUUCAUGCUUUCAAUACGGGGAUCCCACACCUUCAAAAUCAUGUCAAGGGACCAAAGUGGCUUCCCUUUUUAAUUGGGGUGCCUGUCCUGUUAUUGUGUUCUGGUGCCGGUGCUGCAUUUGGAGGUUUUGUUCUUCCAAGAUUUACUCAACUCACUGUAACAUCCUACUAUGCCACCUCCAGUGCUUCCCAUUAUGGAGUUUCGCUUCUCACUCGAAGAAUUGAAGAGAAUCACAUGUCUCGAACUCGGGCUCAAUGAUUUUCACAGGUCAUGCAAUUUCAACGGUAAUGCUAUGUGUAGUAGUUUAUUGAAAGCCAUUUCUGCAACGGUGAUGGAUGAUUGGCUUUUUGGAGCACAAGCUGGGUCUCACAAGUUUAUGCAGUAGUUUACAGUUGUGCAACUAAUGUAUUUGACCUGCCAUUAGUGUUUUUGUGAGAUCUCACGUCGGCUGAGGAGUAGAACGAAUAAGGGUAUGAAAACUUCUUUCUAGUAGACGUGUUUUAAAAGAAUCCUGAAAGGGAAGGUCCAAAGAGGAUAAUAUCUCUCUAUCUCCGUUCUAUUUUUGAUGACAAUUGGCCUUAUUUAUUUGUCCACUGCUUACACUAGUGAACGUCUCCUUCUCGAUUA